This is a messenger RNA of Capsella rubella, 2011 nucleotides long. RefSeq names its product translation initiation factor IF-2. The transcript is spliced from 4 exons. The coding region runs from base 70 to 1647 and encodes 525 amino acids. NCBI's taxonomy places the organism in Eukaryota, Viridiplantae, Streptophyta, Magnoliopsida, Brassicales, Brassicaceae. The record is from RefSeq and is a predicted model, not a curated record.
GUAACUCAAAACCCUCAAAUCUUCGAUCGCCAUUGUUACAAAAAUUCUUGAAUUCGAAGAGAUCUCUAGAUGAGAGGUGCUAUAGGAAGAAGGUUCUCAAACCCUAAUGGCUUCACCAUUGCAUCUAUAGUCAAGCAAACUCCAUUUCUCACCCAAUCCACAUUUCAUUUCUCCUCUUCCUCCGACUCCGCCGGCCGUGGUCGUGGACGUGGUUCCGAUGGAGGGUUUCCCGCCGCUGGAAGGGGACAAUUCGGUGUGAAUCGUGAAUCGGAAAAAGCUAGCGAACCGGUGGUUCCUGGACGUGAAUCGUCAUCCGCCGGAGGUUAUGGUCACGGUCGUGGUCGUCCGAUCCAAUCUGAUUCGAUUUCUCCUGCGUUUUCUUCGUUUGUUAGACCUGAUUCUUCUAGUGUUGGCCGUGGAAGAGGAUCUGUUGGAUCAGACUCCGUUUCACCUUUCGCUGCUGAACCUUCUCGCCAUUCGCCCCCGCCACCGCCGCCACCGCAGCAACAACAGUCACAAUCGCAGCAACAGCGUUCACAACCACAGCAGCAGCCGCGUUCACAACCGCAGCCCAAUGAUGAAUCUCAGGGAAGUCCUGUAUUUGUGAAGCUGCAGGAGAUGAAGGACGUAACUUCGUCGCCGCCAGCACCAGAGUCUAAAUCUGGUCAAACUGAUCUACCUGAUAAUGUAUUCAAUGCAUUAGGAAGUGAAAUUCCACACUCAAGUGGAGCAGGUAGAGGGAAGCCUCUUGUGGAAUCUGCUCCAAUCCAACGAGAAGAAAACCGUCACAUUCGACGUCCUCCGCCUCCACCACAGCAGCAGCGUUCACAACCGCAGCAGAAGCGGGCUCAAACGCCUAGGGAUGAAACUCCCAGGCCACGAUUGAGUGCGGAAGAAGCUGGAAGAAGAGCAAGGAGCGAGCUUUCACGCGGUGAAGCUGAAGGAAGCGGUGUGAGGGGAAGAGGAGGGAGAGGAAGAGGAAGAGGAGCAAGAGGGAGAGGCAGAGGAAGAGGUGGUGAAGGAUGGAGAGAUGAUAAGAAAGAAGAAGAAGGUGAACAAGAGGCUAUGAGUGUAUUUGCUGGAGAUUCAGCUGAUGGAGAGAAGUUUGCUAAUAAAAUGGGACCUGAAUUGAUGAAAACAUUGGCAGAAGGUUUUGAGGAAGUAUGCGAGAAGGCAUUGCCUUCUACUACUCACGAUGCCAUUAUAGAUGCCUAUGACACCAAUCUGAUGAUUGAGUGUGAACCAGAAUAUAUUAUGCCGGACUUUGGAUCAAACCCUGACAUUGAUGAGAAGCCUCCAAUGUCUCUACGGGAGUGCCUUGAGAAGGUGAAGCCUUUCAUAGUGGCUUACGAGGGAAUCAAGGAUCAAGAAGAAUGGGAGGAAGCAAUUAAUGAAGCCAUGGCACAAGCUCCCCUUAUGAAAGAGAUUGUUGAUCACUACAGUGGUCCUGAUCGAGUAACUGCUAAGAAACAGAACGAGGAACUUGAUAGAAUUGCUACAACAUUACCCAAAAGUGCACCUGAUUCCGUAAAACGAUUUGCAGAUCGUGCAGCUCUUACUCUUAAGAGUAAUCCUGGUUGGGGAUUUGACAAGAAAUACCAGUUUAUGGACAAACUCGUAUUGGAAGUGUCACAAAGCUACAAAUAGAUAACUCAGAUUUCAAACGUUUUUAAAGCGUCAUUGCCGGUUGAGUUUAUAUAGAUCGUAUUCUAGAUCUUGCCUCUACUUAAAACGGUACCCAUUUCUUUUGAACAACUACUCCAAAUUUGGGCGUUAGCUUUUUUCGUCAUACGCUAUGAGGGUUCCCAUAAUAACGGCAUUGUUCUUUCGAUCUUUGUUACUCAAGAGAUUGUAUUGUAUCCUUUUUCUUCAAUGGGUUAUAAACAGGUUUAAGCCUGAUUUGGAUUUGUGUAAUUGAAAAGAGAAUGAUUCUUGACUGUUUUGGGGUUCUAGUGUCUAAGACAUGCCUUAUUAGAGAAGCAAAAGAUAGAGAGCGUAGUAUGUUUGUUCA